AUGCGUCUCAGCAUCAUUCUGCUCACUUCACUGGCAUCCAUCGCUACUGCGGUCCCUGCAACGGAUGCCGCGAACAACAACUGUGGCUGGCCCAAUGGUAACUGCUAUGGCAAUGACUGUCAUGGAGAAUUGAGUGGUGACAAAAUCACUUGCACCUCUGGCAAAUACCUCGGCUGCCAGUGUGGCUAUGGCUGUGGUCGUAAGACGGGCAAGUGCAAUGAGAAUGGCUGUGAUGGGCGCAAUGGGCGGUGCACGAAUAACUACCUUGGUUGCUCGUGCAACUAA
Molecule: messenger RNA, 285 nt
Organism: Penicillium vulpinum
Lineage: Eukaryota; Fungi; Ascomycota; Eurotiomycetes; Eurotiales; Aspergillaceae
Exons: 2
Coding region: 1-285 (94 amino acids)
Source: RefSeq, a predicted model, not a curated record